GAGAGAGAGACGGCGGCGGGGCUGCGAGCAGAGAGGAGAGUCCAAGGGUGAAGCCUUUAGAAGAAGCCUUGAGAAUGCAAGCAAGAGAAAAAAUGAAUCACUUGUGGAGGAGGAAAAGGAGAAGCUCGGAUUAGACAGAGAAAUGCCACUUGACCCAUUAUGACCUCUUCAGCUGAGGAAACUUGUUACACCUAGCACAGCACCUUCCCUCAGGAACAAUUAACGUCCACAGAAGCACCCAGGGGUAGCAGGACAGUGGCUGUUUGCUGUCCACACUUACCCCUUUCUGUUUUUUCCCUCCAUGUUAAGUUCCAAAUGUGUCCUGUAAAAGCUUUCACUUUGCAUGGAAGUUGGACUUGCCAGUUGAAAAUGAGACACUUCCAACUGAACUUGCUCCUCAUCUGUAUGGCAACCACCACUGCAAUUCCCAUUGUGCCCUGGAAGGUCAAGUGUCCACCACAGUGUGUCUGCCAGAUCAGGCCAUGGUACACGCCCAGGUCUGUGUACAGGGAAGCAGCCACGGUUGACUGUAAUGAUUUGUUCAUCUCCACAGUGCCUGAAAGCUUGCCAGAGGGGACGCAGAUCCUUCUUUUGCAAAGCAACAAUAUUGUCAAGGUCGAGCAGAGUGAACUGGGCUAUCUGAAAAACCUGACUGAGGUAGAUCUGUCGCAGAACAGCUUCUCUGACGUUUUGGACUUCGGCCUGAAGAACAUGCCCCGGUUGCUGAGCCUUCACUUGGAAGAAAACCAGCUGGCUGAACUGCCUGAUAACAGCUUCUCGGGCCUGGCUAAUCUCCAGGAGCUUUACCUUAAUCACAAUCAAAUACGCCGGAUUUCACCACAAGCCUUCGUAGGCCUUGGAAACCUCCUUCGGCUCCACCUCAACUCCAACUUCCUGAGGACAGUUGACAGCCGCUGGUUCCACGUCCUGCCCAGUCUGGAGAUCCUCAUGAUUGGAGGCAACAAAGUAGAUGCCAUUUUGGAUAUGAACUUCAGGGCCCUGUCAAAUCUGAGGAGUUUGGUUCUGGCUGGCAUGAACCUGAAGGAGAUUUCCGAUUAUGCCCUAGUAGGCCUGAAAAGCCUAGAGAGUCUGUCUUUCUAUGACAACAAGCUUGUCAAUGUCCCCAAGCGAGCCCUGCAGCAAGUCCCUGGUCUUAAAUUCUUGGAUCUGAACAAAAACCCACUUCAAAGGAUCAAGCAGAGCGACUUCACAAAUAUGCUGCACCUCAAGGAAUUGGGACUGAACAACAUGGAGGAGCUGGUUUCCAUUGACAAGUUUGCCUUGAUCAACCUGCCUGAACUGACCAAACUGGAUGUGACCAACAACCCUAAACUGUCCUACAUCCAUCCCAGUGCUUUCCAUCACCUGCCCCAGAUGGAGACCCUCAUGCUCAACAAUAACGCCCUAAGUGCCUUGCAUAAGCAGACACUAGAGUCCCUCCCUAACCUGCAGGAGAUCAGCAUCCAUAGCAACCCCAUCCGCUGCGACUGCAUCAUCCGCUGGGUCAACAGCACUGAGAACCGCAUACGCUUUAUCGAGCCUCAAUCCACAUUAUGCGCUGAGCCCCCAGACCUAAAGAGGAAGCACAUCCGGGAUGUCCCCUUCAGGGAAAUGACUGACAGGUGCCUGCCCCUCAUAUCUGACAAAAGCUUUCCUUCCCAAUUGGAGGUGGUGGAUGGUGAAGAUAUCUCUCUCCACUGCAGGGCUCUGGCAGAACCAGAACCGGAGAUCUACUGGGUCACGCCAUCAGGCCUCAAGCUGAUGCCCUACUCAGAAGAUGGGAAGUAUAAAGUAUACCCUGAAGGGACCAUGGAGAUCCGCAAGGUUUCAACACAAGAGGCUGGGCUCUACACAUGUAUGGCUCAAAACCUCAUAGGUGCUGAUACCAAAAGCAUCCGCCUGAUGGUCAACCGUUCUUUCCCCUUCAGCGAGGACAUGCUAGAACUGCUUGUGAAGGAAGUCCAGGCCUACCACAUCCUGGUUGCCUGGAAACCUCAUCUCAAUACAGUUUCUUCUAACCUGACAUGGUCCAGCUUCAAUCCCAGCUUGGAUAUGACGAGCGUGGCCCGUAUCCCGACCGGCACUCACACGUACAACAUCACACGGCUGCACCACAGCACAGAGUACUGGGCCUGCCUGCAUGUGGCCUUUGUAGACUUGCAGAGCAAGGUGGCCUGUGUCAAUGCCAGGACUAAAGAGGCUCAAUACCAGUACUGGGAAAGCAGGCAGGGUGCCCUGAUGGUGCUGUCUCUCUGUAUUUUGUUGCUGUCUGUUAGCCUUAUAGGCAACUAUGGCUUGGGUCCCUUCAAGCCACAAGCUGGGAGCCCGGGGACAUGCAGGCCAUGGAAAACAGGCUCAUCUUCAGUACGAGUAGUGUAUCCCACUUUCAUCCAACAAUGGGAUCAAGGGAGAAAGAGUGAGACGCUCCUAGCCAUGGAGGUACAAGCAACACCACUGGACUCUUGAAGGUCGAUGGGUUUUUGUUGUUGUUGUUUUCCCCGUGGAGGGUGGGCGAGAAGAUCUGGUAGAUUUUUUUCUUUUAAAUUACCAAAUAUCUGUGAGGGGGGAAAUGCUCAACUGUGAAAACAAUAAGCAUGGAGGAAGAAGAGGACAAGGCCUGGUGCGCCUUUUAUCCACCCAAAUCCCCAGUUUGGCCAAACUGAUUAUCCUUUCUGCCAAGACAGACAAUCCAUUGUUACGAAGAGGAACGUCAUGCCGAGACAGGUGGUGUCCAGAGUGGAUCGCAUGAGCUGAAAGCACCAAGCUCAGAAAAUCCCUCUGGAUCCUCUGGCAGCCCUAUUCCCAACUUGACUCUUUGCUCAGCAAAUGGCUGUUCCUUAGGAAAUACAAAAAGGCCUUCCCCUUUGGGGGUAACCAUCAUGUAUAGCUGCGCAUUGCCAUUGAGACUCCUGCACCAAACGCAAGAAGCCCAGUCUGGUGGGCUGCAUGAUCUGCCUCCUGGGGACCACCUCAAGGAAGGUGGAGUUCAUGGGAAGGCCAUCUGAUCAGGCGAGGGAAUCACAAGGUCACAGUAAUGAUCCUCAAAACGAUGAAUGCAUCUUUGAAUCAAUUGGCAACAUCGAUUAGCAAAAGUGGAUUGGAUUUCAACCCAAGAGCUUAAUUUCAAGGCUAUUUUGUAAA
Elgaria multicarinata webbii is the source of this 3141-nucleotide messenger RNA. It is a transcript of the gene LRRN2, whose product is annotated as leucine rich repeat neuronal 2. The transcript has 2 exons. NCBI's taxonomy places the organism in Eukaryota, Metazoa, Chordata, Lepidosauria, Squamata, Anguidae. Gene Ontology annotation, molecular function: protein binding. The record is from RefSeq and is a predicted model, not a curated record. The coding region runs from base 316 to 2466 and encodes 716 amino acids.